AUACAAAGUAGAGUGUCCGGAAUUUGAAGCUGUCCGUAAUAUGAAUUGAAACGGUAGGUAAGAAAUGAGAUGUUAAGGCCUUAAAUCAAUCAAAGCAGCCCAGGCAGUCGUUUUUUUUUUGUUUUACGUGAAUGUCAAUCCAGAAAGACUUUUUCAUACGAUCGUGACGAUGGCCGGUACAAUGGACGAAUUGUUGAAAGAGCUCAACUAUGAUUUUAACUAUCUGCUGCACGAGGUACGGACAAGCUCGAGACAUCUGAAACUGGAAAGCCGCCGCACUGUGGAAGCAUGGAUCCAGAAGCUGUCGGCCACCAAUCAAUCGAUGGAGGAAGUUCGGCUGAGGAACGAUUUCCUCUUCUACUUGGCAAGGAGCUGCGAAGAGGGAACUCUCUUGCCACCGUUCGACCAGAGGCCACCUACUGGCUAUGUUCUAAAUUCGUCACAUUUGAUGCCGAUUUUAGGUACCGAAAUGACCGCUUCCACCAGUAGCAAACCGAUCUACGAGGCUUACUCGGGACCAUCAAGCUCAGGAUCGCAGUCACAAAAGGCCGAACUGUUCAAACGAUCGCCGGAUGGAGGAGCAUUUUUGGUUUCGCAACCUGUACCACGAUGUGGCGCUUUCUGCUAUCUUGCCGUCGUUAGCAAACAACCCAAAUAGGACAAACACACUUACCUGGCCGUGCCUUUGGCAAUCUUUAUCCGGUCGUCGAUCAUCAACGUGGGAACGGCGCUGCUUUUCGGAAAUAGUUUCAUAUCUAACGAUCCACCGGGCAUAUACUGGUACACCAAACAAGGUUCGCCAUCUGAAAUUGAUACGUUGAAUCGAAACAUUGUAUAAUUUAAUAAACUGUUUUAUCGUACUUUUA
This is a messenger RNA of Aedes aegypti (yellow fever mosquito), 866 nucleotides long. RefSeq lists its product as uncharacterized. The record is from RefSeq and is a predicted model, not a curated record. Lineage: Eukaryota; Metazoa; Arthropoda; Insecta; Diptera; Culicidae. The coding region runs from base 170 to 658 and encodes 162 amino acids. The transcript has 2 exons.